This is a messenger RNA of Trichomycterus rosablanca, 1695 nucleotides long. RefSeq names its product ALG8 alpha-1,3-glucosyltransferase (gene alg8). Gene Ontology annotation, biological process: protein N-linked glycosylation. Gene Ontology annotation, molecular function: dolichyl pyrophosphate Glc1Man9GlcNAc2 alpha-1,3-glucosyltransferase activity. The record is from RefSeq and is a predicted model, not a curated record. Gene Ontology annotation, cellular component: endoplasmic reticulum membrane. The transcript has 13 exons. NCBI's taxonomy places the organism in Eukaryota, Metazoa, Chordata, Actinopteri, Siluriformes, Trichomycteridae. Bases 1 to 1575 code for a protein of 524 amino acids.
AUGGCUGCUCACAUUAGCCAAGGAUGGAGCUGGUUUCUCGCCCUGGCUUGUGGAGUUUCCUUCCUGAAAUGUCUUCUAAUAAAUUCAUACCACUCUACAGAUUUCGAGGUACAUCGGAACUGGCUGGCCAUCACUCACUCAUUGCCGGUUUCAAAGUGGUAUUAUGAGGCCACGUCUGAAUGGACGCUGGAUUAUCCUCCCCUGUUUGCUUGGUUUGAGUUUGGACUGUCACACAUCGCCAAGUACUUUGAUCCACAGAUGCUGGUUGUGCAGAAUCUGAAUUAUGCAAGUCCAGCCACAGUAUUGUUCCAGAGACUUUCCGUCAUUGUGACUGACCUGAUCUUCAUAUAUGCUGUUAAAGAAUGCUGCAAAUGUGUUCGGGAAGACAAAGGAAAGGAUCUUUUGGGAAAGCCCUCUUUCAUCCUGGCAACGCUGCUGUUAUGGAACUUUGGACUCCUUAUUGUUGAUCAUAUUCAUUUCCAGUAUAACGGCUUUCUUUUUGGAAUUCUUCUGCUGUCUGCUGCAAGACAUUUUCAGAACAGACAUUUAGAAGGAGCUUUACUGUUUUCGGUUCUGUUAAACCUGAAGCACAUUUACCUGUACAUCGCUCCUGCUUAUGGAAUCUUCCUGCUCAGGUGUUACUGCUUCACACACAGUAAUGCAGACGGUUCAGUGCAGUGGAGGAGUUUCAGCAUUUUCCGUUUAGUAGCGCUGGGUGUAAUUGUUCUGUCCACCUUUGCUUUGUCAUUUCUACCCUUCAUUCUACUGGGGCAGGUUCCACAGGUCCUCUCCAGACUCUUCCCCUUUAAGCGUGGGUUAUGUCAUGCUUACUGGGCACCCAAUAUCUGGGCUCUUUACAACAUAGCAGACAAAGCUCUGUCCAUGCUGGGUUUAAAACUGGGGCUGCUCGACCAGACGAAAUUCACCAAGGCCUCAAUGACCGGUGGUUUGGUUCAGGAAUUCCAGCACUCGGUUCUUCCCUCCGUGUCUCCUGUAGUGACACUUGUUUGUACACUACUGUCCAUUUUGCCUGUUCUGUUCUGCAUGUGGCGCAGACCUAACGGAGCCAGGGGUUUUCUGCGCUGCAUGGUCAUUUGUGCUCUCGGAUCGUUCAUGUUCGGUUGGCACGUGCACGAGAAAGCUAUUUUAAUGGCUAUUCUUCCAUUUAGCUUGCUUGCCGUCGAGAGUAAAGAGGACGCCCGAACGUUUCUGAUUCUGAGCACCACAGGGCAUUUCUCCCUUCUUCCACUUCUCUUUACAGCUCAGGAGUUGCCCAUCAAAAUUAUUAUUAUGCUGCUGUUCACAGUCUUCAGUUUCUCCUCACUGAACAAGCUUUUUAGUAAAUCGGGUUGCUUGCUGAACCCAGUGGAAUGUGUGUAUCUUCUGGGUCUGGUACCUCUGGAGAUCAUCUGUGAGUUUGUUUACCCGCUGACUCGCUGGCAGCUCACACUGCCCUUCAUCCCACUGCUCCUGACCUCAGUCUACUGUGCACUGGGUGUGGUUUACUGCUUCAUCAGACUCUAUAUGUCAGUGUUUACUUCACUCAGGACUGGCAGCAAAGCUAAAUCUCAGUGAGGCAGGGUGGUCGAUGCAGUGUGAGCUCGUAUAUGCAGUGGUACUGGACACUAUUUUGGUGCUCAUAAUUUUUCUACUGUAUGUGGUAUUUUUAAUUAAAGAAAGAAAUUUUUCAGAUUA